This is a messenger RNA of Metopolophium dirhodum (rose-grain aphid), 1391 nucleotides long. RefSeq names its product transcription elongation factor S-II (gene TfIIS). Gene Ontology annotation, molecular function: nucleic acid binding; zinc ion binding. Gene Ontology annotation, cellular component: nucleus. The transcript has a single exon. Lineage: Eukaryota; Metazoa; Arthropoda; Insecta; Hemiptera; Aphididae. Gene Ontology annotation, biological process: DNA-templated transcription; transcription elongation by RNA polymerase II. The coding region runs from base 283 to 1149 and encodes 288 amino acids. The record is from RefSeq and is a predicted model, not a curated record.
UUUUAUAUUUCAGGUUUCAUUCUUCAUUUUAACAAUAAUUGUUUUGGAAAUUGGAGGGUUCACGCCGCCGCCGUGUUUGUUUAUAAUAUAAUAUAUUAUUAUUCCCAUCAGUCGGUUACAUACUAAGACUAACGUGUGUCCACUGUCCAUACUCCGUAAUAUUACGUGAAAUAUAUCAUUUUUCAAACACUCACUGUAUUAAAUCAACUUUUCAGACAUCGGAGUUUGGUAAGGAUUUAACCUGUUAAUGAACAUUGAUUUAUUACCAAUUCCAUCUUUACAAUGUCGGUUGAAAAAGACAUAAUUAAAAUACAAAACAAGUUACAAAGCAUGUCCGACGAAAAUGCUGACCAAACCCAAGCUCUUGAUUUACUGAAAGCUCUCAAAGACCUUCCGAUCACGCUGGACAUACUUACUAAGACUCGUGUGGGAAUGACUGUCAAUUCAUUCCGAAAAAGCUGCAAAGAUGAAGAAGUAAUUACAUUUUCGAAAGCAUUGAUUAAAAAUUGGAAAAAACUAUUAAGUGGAGACAAGUCUGUACCUCAAGAGCCGAAGAAAGAUAAAAAAGAGCGUAAAAAGUCCGAGGAAAGAGAACAAAAAAUAGAUGCUAAGAAAGAUACGCCAAAACCAGUCGUAUUUCCAACACCAUCAACAACAGAUGCAAUUCGUCUUAAAUGUCGCGAUUUACUAAUCACCGCAUUGAAAACUGAAGAUGAAUUUGGUGGUUGUGCGUCAAUUGAAGAACUUGCUGAUGAACUAGAAGAUGCCAUUUACUCAGAGUUUAAAAACACUGAUGCUCGGUACAAAAACAGAGUAAGAAGUAGAUACUCAAAUCUAAGAGAUGCUAAAAACCCACAACUAAGAAGCAAUUUUAUUGCUGGCGCUAUUACUCCUGCUCAAUUAGCUAAAAUGACUGCUGAAGAGAUGGCCAGUAACGAAAUGAAAACAUUGAGAAAUAGACUCAUUAAAGAAUCUAUAGAUGAUGCUCAAUUGGCGACUGUACAGGGAACUUCAACUGAUUUAUUGAAAUGUGGUAAAUGUAAGAAACGAAAUUGUACCUACAACCAAAUCCAAACAAGAAGUGCUGAUGAACCAAUGACAACCUUUGUUAUGUGCAAUGAAUGUGGUAACAGAUGGAAAUUUUGUUAGAUUAAUAAUACAGAUGUUCAGUUUAGGUCUUGAUGGAGCACCUAAAUAUAUGUAUAAUAAUUGUAUUUUUUUCUUCAUUUUUUAUUUAAAAAAAAAAUUGAAGUUGAUAUGCCUACAAAUUCAUUAUUCACUAAUAGAACUUUUUUAGUAUUUAAAGAAAACUCAUUUGUGAGAUCGGUUUUAUGUACCUAUGACCUAUAUUUAAUAUAUAAAUAAAUUUAUAUUAUUGAGUGUGACUAAAA